AUGGAAGCAGAGCAGCGGUCCUUAUUCCUCCGCUCCCUGAAGGUAGCACAUCAACGACCAGGUGCACCUCGUUUAGUAAUCAGGAGAAUCACCUGGGCGACAGAGGAGGGAGAGGACCAACGGAGAAGGGAGGAGGAGAGGAGGGUUUCUGAUGGACAGAAGGUCUCAGAGAAGAGCGAGUCCUGUCCUGGUGAGUCGACUUUAAAGAAAAUAUGACGACUUUAAAGUUUGAGAUGUUGCAGAAACACUUCACUCUUGGUUCCUGUUCAUUUGAUUCUCCGUCCAGCUGACACAAGAGCGCCACAUUUCCCAUAAAAUAAUGACCUAGACUAUUUUUUUUUAAUAAAUAGAGUCUGGGCCAUGUCAAUGAUGAGAAGUAAAAUCGAUUUUGGUGCUUUUUAAAAAAUUUUUGUAGAGCCAAUUUCUGUAUUUUAGCUCCACCCACCCGACUCUGUCCCCAAAACAGACAUGCAGAUAAGAGUUCAUAAAAUAAUCAUUUUUAACCUUUUUUUUUUUUGACUCAGAUCCCUUCAACAACUUCAUCCCGGACUAUUAAAGAAAUAAUAAAUUAAAAAAUUCGAUGUAUUACCCUUUUUAUACGAGUUAUUGUGCGCCGUGUCGUAAGGCUUGUAUUUAUUGAUAAAGUGUGAAACGUGUUUUUUUUUUUUUAUAUGUAUAUAUAUAUAGUAGAAUAAGAACUCUCACCCAUUUGACACCCUAAUCUGUACAAACGUGACUGUCAGCUCAAAGUAAAGAUGACAAAAUGACACCGAGGGUUAAAAAACACUUCGUAUUCGUCCCUGCUCUCACGUUUUACCACACACGCCGAGUUUCUCCUGAAAUCCUGCACAGCAGAGCGGUCCGAGUCCCCGCUCGGGACUCUGACAUGUAUCCAGCCUUGUGUAAAUAUUCAUUAAAUUUACUCCUUUAUUGGGAGCCGUUUUGCUCAUGGAAUAUAUUUUUUGGGACAAGCUAUCAGCCUGUGAAGCCUGUGUUAAAUCUAAAGGAGCUUUCUGCAGCCAAUCCAAACACAUUUGGUCAUGGCUUUGAAAAACAUUACCUCUCACAGAUAUAUAGUGUUCCACACCAGCGGGGAAUAUGGGUAAACAUUCGCCGUAUAGCUCUGAAAGGGAAGAGCGCGGCGGUGCCAGCGAUGCUCCGGUGGAAUUACCCGGGUGUCAGAUCCAGGAUCUUUGGAGGACUGGUGAUGUUAAACUUUAAAACACGCACAGGUACUCAUCCUGCAGCCUCCAGUGAAACCCGAGCCCCCCCGACUGUUUUUGCAACCUGCUAAUUCACAUGACGUACGGCGCGCUGUCAUGAAACUUCACUUUUUAUUACGUUUGGUGAUUAUUUUGGGAUAAAUCCACGGGACGCAGAGCGAGGGAAAAGAGUGUGAGUGGAAAUAAAAAACUCACAAGUGUGGCUUUCUGUCAGGAUUCCUGUUUGUUUCAGAGGUCAGGGAGGUUCAGGGUCUGUGAUCUGUGGAGAGAAAGAUGGUCCAGUCCCAAAAACUGCAGUUCCUUCAGCGGCCACUCGGGGCAGACUCCGAAAGUGAGUCAUUUCACAUUCAGCAGAAUUGAGCGUGUUUUCAGACUCUCUGAGACGAUCAUCCUCUUUGCUUUGAGUUAAAUGUCCUAAAGGUCAUGGCGUCACUUUUUCAACGUUAGCAUGAAUGGGUAUCUGUGCUAACUGUUUAUUUCAACGAAACGCCAAACUGUCGCACUUGCAGGAGGCGCUCAUGGCGGCGGUGGCUGCUGCACGGUCCAAACUCUUUGUUAUGGAGCUGUCAGUGAAACAUUAUAAAGCUCUCUCACAUCGCUCAGAUUUUCACACUCUUGGCUGUGUGUCAUAUUCAAACUCCACGAGUUUCACUCUGCCUCCCUCGAUAAAGCCCAAAUAAAUCUCAAACUUAUGAGACAUCACCUUCGCUUUCAAAUCCCGAGGAAAAACAAAACAUCACAUUUUGGCCCGCAGCGACGACUUGGGAGCCGUCCAACCGGAAAAGACGCCCAACAACCGUGUAAACAGUCGGUCACACGGCGAACCUGACAGCCAUAAAAAUAGAGUUUCCUUUUUUUCUGUCCUUUAGAGCGAGAGAGCGAACACGUGCAGAAGAACCAGGACCAGUGUCCGCUCUCCACCUGCAGCUCAACGCGCUGA
Molecule: messenger RNA, 2163 nt
Organism: Xyrichtys novacula (pearly razorfish)
Lineage: Eukaryota; Metazoa; Chordata; Actinopteri; Labriformes; Labridae
Source: the annotation of a GenBank genome assembly